CAUUUUUUCAUUGUUCAACCAUGUGACAUGACGUCAGUCGCAUGUGUACAACAAACAGGAAAGGAGCGAUUUUCAAGAUCGGCGGUAGGUAAUGUGUGUCGGGGAUUGGCAGUAAUGAACGGCUAUCGCAGCGAACAGGAAGAACAAAGCUCUACUGUCGGGCAGAUUUGCUGCCUUGUCGAAGACAACGACCGCUGUAAGCGACCAAUUAGCAACGCAAGCUAUUCUAAGCGAAUUCAGAAGACAGUUUCUCAGAGAAAACUGAAGUUGUCUUUGGACGUGAACGCAAGACACAUCUAUAUCUGCGAGCAUCACAAAAAUAUGAUUCAGAGCGUUCGCAGCAAGAGAAAACGUAAAGAUUCCGACGAUGAAGCGGACACAGCUGAAGUCGAUUUCUGUCAACUGCAGGUGAACACUCUAAGAAGAUAUAAACGACAUUACAAACUACAAACUCGACCAGGAUUGAACAAAUCACAGCUUGUUGAGAGCAUCCAGAGACACUUUAAACAGAUUCCAUGCCCUGAAAAGGAGACAGUCACUUAUUUUAUCUACAUGAUUAAAACUCACAAGAGCAAGUUGGACCAAAAACCAGACAGUAACUGAAGACAGAUGAUCUCCCUUGUGCCAUAAUCUCUGCAUGGGACUUCAUUUGAACUCAGAGUGACAAAGAUGAUGUAAAGAAAUAUGUUAAUGUGUAAAUACAAUAGAGUGUCCCUGGGGUUGUAGAUAUGUAUAGUUAAACAUUAAGGAGAUCAAUGCAAAAUACUAGUGUGCUCAAUCUUAAUCCUAGCAUUCUUUUCAGGGGUUUCAUUAAGUUUUGAAAUAGACAGCAAAAACUGCAAAGUAGGUGGCUACCAGUAAUAGAAGUUUUAUCAUUUCUCUAGUGUUGUUAAUUUCAAAGAAAAAAGGGAACAGUUUGCUUGACACAGUUUACUUGACACAGACAGCAAAUUUUGACUGUUGUCAGCUCCUAUUGAAACCCACUUCUUUUAUCUCAUGUAGAGUUAGAUUUGUUAUUAGUAUGUUACUAAAAUAACUGUGUUAAUCAGUGCUCUAAGCUAUGGCCAGAUUAAUUGCUAUGGUGAGGAGAAAAACAUUUUGGCAAGCAAAAUUGUUGCUUAAGUCUCCAAUUUUAUGGCCUGAAACACCAUGUGACUCUUGUCUAAAGUUUAAGUGAGAUAAUUAUUUAGACACAGUACUAUUGAUACUUGUUUUCUUCUCUAAAAAAUACUGCCUUGAUUGUAUGAAAUGGCACUUAAACCCAUGCACACAUUUUUUUAGCCAAGUCAAGUGGUGUUUUUCAUAAAAAAAAAAAAACUGUGUUUUUGGCAAUAUAGUACAUUAUUUGAUGUUACACAUUCUCUUUUUUUGUUUUCCCAUCUGGGGGCCAAAGUAUUUUUCUUGAGACUAGUUUGACCCUAGAUUCCCAAUUGGCAAUUUUGAAAUGUGGUUGGCUUGGAGUCCUGAUAACAGGUGUUGAUUAGAUCUACAUCAAUAUUUACUUCAAUUCAUAAAUAAAGUGAAUAAGAUUCUGCCGGAAUCAGAAUGUGACAUGCAUUGGUAGCUAACAUGAAUGUGUGUGAAAGUAAAUUAUUUUAAGUUAUAUACCACAACCAGUCACCCUAGUGUAAGGCUUGGAUGACACAAUACUGUCAGUUUUUCUGUGCUGAUACUGUUACAAUCGCCAGCUACAGUUUUAAGGAGCAGUAUGCUCCAAGAUUUGUUCUAUCAUGACAAACUUUUAAAUAAUAGAUGAAUGUUUAAUUUCUGUCUCACAGUUGCAUGGAUGGCAAUCAUUAUUGCUGUAACAUUCAAAAUGUCUUCAUAAUAAGUUUCUCCAUGAAUAAAAAUAAUAAAAGUGA
This is a messenger RNA of Stylophora pistillata, 1862 nucleotides long. Its product is annotated as histone deacetylase complex subunit SAP30L-like. Gene Ontology annotation, molecular function: transcription coregulator activity; protein binding. The record is from RefSeq and is a predicted model, not a curated record. Gene Ontology annotation, cellular component: histone deacetylase complex. Lineage: Eukaryota; Metazoa; Cnidaria; Anthozoa; Scleractinia; Pocilloporidae. Gene Ontology annotation, biological process: regulation of DNA-templated transcription.